CACUGGAGCGAACUACGCGGACUCUGGAGCUGUAGCAGUGCGACUGUGCCACUGAAGGUGACAACUUUGUUUAUUUUUUUAAUUUUUCAAAUAAAUAACACGGACGCCACACCUGUGUUCGCCGCGAGCUGCGUGGAAUAUAACCCGACACUUCGUCACCACAUUGGACCAUAAAGAAAGGGCUAUUCAACUCCAAGAUGAAACCCAGGCUGGAAGACCAGAAUGGCUGCACGCAUUAAACUGUUGGAAUUCUACUUGCUUUGACAUCUCAAUACAAUAACUAAAAACUCUGAAAGAUAUUCGACUGAACGCCUUCACAAUCCGUGUUCCACUUCUGCUGUCGGAUUGCAAGUAAGAGGCUGCCAUCAUGCCUAUCCUCAAGCCGCUAGUUCACAACUCUAACCAAUCAAAGAGACGGUCUCGAGCUGACCUGACCGCAGAGAUGAUCAGCGCUCCACUGGGGGAUUUCCGCCAUACCAUGCAUGUGGGCAGAGGUGGUGAUGCCUUUGGGGACACUUCGUUUCUCAGCACCCGAUCAGGGGAACCUCCCAGGGAGCCAAGCACAAAGCAGGGCUCACCAGGUCCCAAACCAGGCUUGCUGUCCCGCACAUUCAGAAGCAGCAAGCGCUCGCUGUCAGUAAACCGCGGGGACAAGUUUGAAUACAAUACGAUGGCACCUUCUAGUGGCUCAUCCAACUUUGUGAAAAAUGCCAUAUCCUUACCAUAUCUAAAUGACGAGGAUACUAACAGAAGCAACCAGCUGACAAAGAGUCUUUCUUCCAGCCCCAUGCAGAAGCUGUCAGAGAUUGAAAGUAAGCCAAGUAAUGGAGCAGCAGCGAUGGCGACGCUUGACGCAGAGUUUGAGGAGCGCAAUUUCGGGGAACUCACAGAUCUGCCUCCAUCCAUGCCGAAGGGUGGAGGAAUGAAGCAUGCCGAGUCCAUGAUGUCCUUCCACAUUGACUUGGGACCCUCCAUGCUUGGGGAUAUUUUGAGUGUGAUGGAAAAGAAAGCCUGGGAGGAGGAUGACCUUGGCUAUGAGGAAGGCAAAAGCAGUGAGAGCGGUGCGUCACCCUCGCUCAUACCCCACAUAGAUGAUGAUGUGGAGGAGCAGGCUCCUGCAAGGCCUCCUCGCAGCAUUUACCAGCAGAAGCCCAUGCGGGAUCCCUACACCCCAGAGCUAAAUGCCCGGAACAACCACCACAACCUGGAUAGUUGCUCUGUGUCCAGCUCUGGCUCGGUCACUGAGGAGAAGGUUCAGUAUCACGUCCACGACGGCGACACGGACAGCGCAAAGUACAGUUCACCACGCGGAGAGGAGGACAGAGAGUUCACGUUCAUGGAUGAGGACGAUGAUGAGAUACGAGUGUAGAGAACCCUGUUCUGGCCCAAUAGUGUUUUUCAACGACACUAAUUGUGAGAACCAGAUGUUAGGAGGCCAUCACAAGCUGAGAAAAGCAAAAGCGGGGGGAGAAUUUAGAGGCCUGGCCAUAGCUGUUUUAAGUGUUUUUGUAGAUGAAUCCAAUCCCUGCAAACUUAUCAACAUCAUAAAUGAAACCAAUUAAGCCUUAUUCACUCUGCUGUAGUAAGAAGACAUGAGCUAAAUGCCUGAUGAGAAUGCAGACCGGCUCAUAAAUUUGUACUCUUGACAGGUUUGGCUUUGCUGCAGUUAUGCAACACAAACUCCGAAACUCGUGAUUGGAAAAGUGGCGUUCAAACUUUGUUCGUCUCAAAAGUGCAUUCAUCAGUGAGCCUUUGGUUAUGAGCGUGACAUUCAUUAGUACAAGUAAAGAGUAACCACAAGGUUAGCGAAGUGUACUCUCAGCUGUCAAUCACAUGAAUAUCACAUUUGGAGAGUGACGUGUGAGGUGAACAGAAGGAUGUGCAGGGUCACAAACUGAAUGCGGACGUGUGCUACUAUUCUGAGGAAGGACGAGGGGAAAUGACUAAGUGAAACUCAAAUAAAUGCAUGUUCGUGUGAUUGUGAAAUUUCAUUUGCCAACAGUAAUAUUUUGGCGUAUACACUAAGUCGUGAAAGUGGCGAUAACUUUUUGUUUUUUUACUUAUGACUUCAUUGUGAUUUCUGCAUUAUUUUUACUAUAUUUUAUGUACAUGUAUCUAGACGUUGGUCUGCAGUAGCUCGUUUGAUUUGGGUAGUUUAUCAUUUUGCAGCCGUCUGUUUGGCAAAUUAUUCUUUUAAUUCAGACAGAUGUGGUAUUUAUUCAUUAAUUCUCAUAAGGGAUGGAUCAUUCCUGACGUGCACUACUAUGUCUUAAAAGUUGAUUUUGUACCUUUUCUGACGAGAGUCAUUUCUGACAUGGUACCAUAGAGGGAGCCUGCUGGUUUCUGUGGAAACCGGCAACAUGGCACUUAAUUACUAGACUAAACAUUUAACCUCUGCAAUCUGUCUUAGCAAGACUGUGCUACUUAAUCAUUUUACAAAAGCAUUCAGUCCAAGUGUGUCAGAAUGGAUGCCCUCUGUAUUGCCCUUUAACAUGAAAAGGUGGGGAUUGUGGUAAAUGACGAUAAUGUUUGUGUGUCAUUACAUCUCUUUCCACAUCACUGAAGUUGGUAGCAUUUGCAGGUCAGAAGAGAGAUGGGAGAAAUGUGAGAAAUGUUCGAAAGGGAGUCAGUGCUGUAGAGAAACAGUUGUAUUACGAUUAAUAGUCUUCGCUCCGUCUCAAUCGCUUUAAUGUUGACAUGAGCCCAGGUUUGUCUCCAAGGACAUAGACAGGAUGUAACAGCAUGUACAAAGUGUUAUUAUAGUGCAGCGACUUAAUGGGCGAGCGUCAGAUAUGUCUCGAGGCAGCAAGAAUGAGAGACAUUUCCUGAAGUGAUAACAUACACCUCCUCUGAACAACCCAAAUCGCACAGUAGGAACAGAUUAUUAAAUCAACCGAUCAUCUGGUCUUUCCCAGUCUACUCAUUAAAUGUGUGAGAUUAUUGGCCCCCAACCAGCUGGAACUGUCCCAAGAACAGCGGGGUCAAGAACACACAGGUGGGCUGUUUUUGUUUUCGUACGUUUUUACUCCUGUGUUACUUCCACUUAUAGACUUUGCAGAAAGAGGCGUACAUUCCUUUUCACCUUGGGUUUAAAAAAAAAAAAAAAAGAAAAAAAGUUAUUGCCAUAUUUGUGGUAGCUUUUGAAUUUCCUGUUGUGGCACAUGAGGCAGGGGUGUGUACGUCGAAUCAGAAUGCCAAGCUAUUCUGCGGUAGGCUUUUCGAACCAUGUCUACGUGAAGAGGUUGCAUGAAAUCAAGAGGUGAAAAGCAGCCUGGAAGAUAUAGCCAAGUAUGUGUUAACAUUAUUGGGUGAUAGCAGAAAAGAUGCGUUUUGUUUACGUCUGUGUAGAUGUGCAGUAUCAUUGGAGGGAGUUCUCGUCUAUGUUUUGAUGGGCCAAACUUAUGCUGUCUUACUUCCUUUGGUCCAUUGUGAAAUAUGUGGUUUGUGGAGUAUGUGGGCAGCUACAAUCCUUCACCGGGAAAUGGACACCUUAAAAGGAACAACAAAAUCACUCCUCAUCCAUCGUCAGUGUAAUCAUGUAAAUAUAAUUUUGUGCCAUUGAUGAUUAAAGGAAAGUGUGCUUCUCAGCAGGGAGAAUGUGAGAACUAGAAAAAGGUCUGUGGCUCCAACCUGAAACCACACAUCUGUGACCAGACUGUUUUUGGAAGUUUUUAUAUUGUUCACCUAUUUGGGAUGCCAGAUUUGUGGAGUAAGAAUUUGAAAGCGGUAACCGAUAUGGAAAGAUACUAAAUUCCUCUCAAACACUUUGUGAUUGUCUUCACUCUCUCUGCCAUGGUUUUCAGUGGGGAAAGUCAUUACUACAGAAUAAACCACAUAAAUGAAUUUGCAAAUACUUCCUCCCCAAGGUCUGCC
Messenger RNA from Solea senegalensis (Senegalese sole), 3873 nucleotides. RefSeq names its product CDC42 effector protein (Rho GTPase binding) 4b (gene cdc42ep4b). The record is from RefSeq and is a predicted model, not a curated record. The coding region runs from base 368 to 1369 and encodes 333 amino acids. The transcript has 2 exons. Lineage: Eukaryota; Metazoa; Chordata; Actinopteri; Pleuronectiformes; Soleidae.